Lycium ferocissimum is the source of this 1884-nucleotide messenger RNA. RefSeq names its product trimethyltridecatetraene synthase-like. The coding region runs from base 186 to 1703 and encodes 505 amino acids. NCBI's taxonomy places the organism in Eukaryota, Viridiplantae, Streptophyta, Magnoliopsida, Solanales, Solanaceae. Gene Ontology annotation, molecular function: heme binding; iron ion binding; monooxygenase activity. The transcript is spliced from 2 exons. The record is from RefSeq and is a predicted model, not a curated record.
UAUUUUUUAAUGCAACUUCAAAACUAUUUUUUUCAAGUUUCAACCAAAUCUAUGUCCGAACGCUAGAUUAAACUCUAUUCUGCAUUAUUGUCUUAAUUCUUUAUUAAAUAGUGGCAGGUUGCCCUAUAAAUUCUCAAGCUUUCUUGAAUUAUUGCAAGUUCAACUGCAAUCAUCCAUUAACAGUGAUGGAUAUAUCUUGGGUUUUCAUAGCAUUGGGCGCGUGGCUACUAGCAUUAGUUUUUCUCUCAAAAAAUUUCAACCAAUAUCCCAAAAGGAAACUACCACCAGGUCCAAGGCCAUGGCCAAUAAUUGGCAAUCUGAACCUCCUUGGUUCACUCCCACAUAACUCUUUGCACCAUCUUUCACAAAAAUAUGGAGACUUAAUGCUCCUAAAAUUUGGUUCCAAGCCUGUUCUAGUAGCAUCAUCUCCAGAAAUGGCUAAAGAGAUAUUGAAAACACAUGAUGCUAUCUUUGCUUCUCGCCCUGCAUUAGCUGCUGGUAAGUACACUAGCUUUAACUACUCAGACAUGAUGUGGGCACCUUACGGUGCACAUUUGCGUCAAGCUAGAAAAAUCUGCCAAACCGAGAUAUUUAAUCCCAAGAGGCUUGAUUCAUUAGAGUAUAUUCAUGUUGAGGAAAGACGAACUUUGAUUUCUCGUCUUUUUCCUCUCUCAGGAAAACCAAUUUUGCUUCAAGACCAUUUACCUCGAUUUACCCUUCGCGCUAUAAGUAGGUUGCUUAUGAGUGGCAAGUACUGUAGUGAUGAUUCAAUAGUAACACUUCAAACAUUGCAAUUGAUGUUGGAUGAGUGGUUUUUUCUUGGUGGGGUGAUUAAUCUUGGGGAUUGGGUACCUUGGCUUAGUUGGUUCGACUUGCAAGGGUACAUAAAACGAAUGAAGGCGUUAGGGAAGAAUUUGACAGAAUAUUACAAAUAUGUACUUGAAGAUCACAAGGCAAAGAGGCAAACAGAGGAGAAUUAUGUUCCAACGGACAUGGUUGAUGUUCUGUUGCAUCUUGCUGAUGACCCUAGUCUUGAAGUUAAGCUUACUACCGAUAGCAUGAUGGGAAUAAUACAUGAUUUGCUAGCUGGUGGAACAGAUACUUCAGCAGCAGUAGUAGAAUGGGCAUUUCAAGAACUUUUGAGGAGACCAAACAUCAUCGACAAGGCACACCAAGAACUUGAUGUGGCCAUUGGAAAAGAAAGAUGGGUAGAAGAAGAGGACUUCUCUAAACUACCUUAUCUAGAAGCCAUAAUUAAAGAGACAUUUAGACUGCACCCUUUAGCUGCAUUGCUUCCUCCCCGUUACUCCCUUGAGGACUGCAAUGUUGCUGGUUAUGACAUACCAAAAGGGACACUUGUUUAUGUAAACGCAUGGUCUUUAGGAAGAAAUCUAAAGUAUUGGGAUAGGCCAGAAGAGUUUAUUCCAGAAAGGUUUAUUGAAAAUAACGUAGACAUAAAAGGGCAAAACUUCACAAUGUUACCAUUUGGUUCUGGAAGGAGGAAGUGCCCUGGGUAUAGCCUUGGUAUUAAGGUUGUUAGGACAACAAUGGCUAACUUGUUACAUGGAUUCAAUUGGAAGUUACCACGAGAUAUGAAGCCAGAAGAUAUAAGCAUGGAGGAGAUUUAUGGAUUAAGUACACACCCAAAUAAGCCCAUAUCUAUGAUCAUGGAACCAAGACUUCCCCUCCAUCUUUAUUACUAGUACUUUUUGUUAUGUUCUUCUCAAUCUUGUUCAGUUUAAGUUGUAUGUGUUGAAAAAGUAAACUAAAUUCAUCUCAAGUACAUGAGUUUACUUAGUUCAUGUAUUAUGUAUUAAGAAAUUAAUGAGGAUGCAUGUAUGAUCUUGUACUAGAAUAAGUAUAUGAUAGAAGGAUUACUAUAAA